AUGCACAAUACUAUUUACUGUAUUCUUAUUCUCAUAUGUAUCAUUGCUGUGGAUGAAAGUCGAUUCGUGCCGCGACCUGACAAGGUUCAUUAUGGUAAUGUAGCUCAACCUCGUCGGUGGGGUAAAUGGUGUUAUGUGGAUAACGAAUGUGGCCUUGGAUUCUGCAGUGCUUACAAAUGUCAAUGUUAUCCUGGAUAUAUUACUUGGUAUUUUAUGGACACUUGUUCUUAUGAGCAGCGUAAAAAAUUAACUGCAUUUCUUCUCUCGUUUUUUGUUGGAACACUUGGCAUCGACUGGUUUUAUUUGUCCAGAGGUUAUGCAGGUUACAUCGUUGCCGGAAUUAUAAAAUUACUCCUUUCAGGCGGUUGCUGUUUCGGCUGGCCAUUUAUAUUGAUGGGCACUGACAAAAAAUCGAGGAAAUACUUCGUUUUUGGUAAUGCUGUCAAUAUUAUUCUCUCGGCUGCAGCACUUAUAUGGUGGUUAAUUGAUUGGAUUCGAAUUCUAGCCGAUGCUUUUCAUGAUGGUUACGGUGCACCAUUACAGCCAUGGGGAUAUCAGUAUUACUAUAACGGCCGAUUUCCUUAUCGUGUAUGA
Messenger RNA from Adineta ricciae, 594 nucleotides. NCBI's taxonomy places the organism in Eukaryota, Metazoa, Rotifera, Eurotatoria, Adinetida, Adinetidae. The record is from the annotation of a GenBank genome assembly.